Petromyzon marinus (sea lamprey) is the source of this 1758-nucleotide messenger RNA. RefSeq names its product dynein axonemal assembly factor 19 (gene DNAAF19). The record is from RefSeq and is a predicted model, not a curated record. Gene Ontology annotation, biological process: determination of left/right symmetry; epithelial cilium movement involved in extracellular fluid movement; inner dynein arm assembly. NCBI's taxonomy places the organism in Eukaryota, Metazoa, Chordata, Hyperoartia, Petromyzontiformes, Petromyzontidae. Gene Ontology annotation, cellular component: outer dynein arm.
CCCCCCCCCAAAAAAAAGUACAUUUCUUUCGUAGGCAAAUAUGUCUACACACUCUACAUAGAGUCCAGAUUUAUUUUGUAGGCAUAUAUUGCACUAUACCUGUCCCCCCACCGCUGUUAAGACAUGUCUCUGACUGACUGGUCGGUUUAGUUUGGUCAGGGCUGCUGGUUAACAGGCGUUGCUCUUUUUUAAAUAGCACUGCGCAUCAGUACUCGCGAGUCAAACACCUUCAGAGGAAAAAAACAAACAUUUCUCUUCGCAUCAGACGCUUCAAAAUAUCAGGAAAUCCAAGAGGACCCAUUUGGCGCUAAACUUAAAAAUGUAUCUGAUGAACUUUUGAGGUACAACCCGUUAGUGCCUGCACACGAGGGGGGUGAAGAGGACAUCAGUGGAGGCGUGAAGGACCGAGAAGCCCUCCUCCGUAUUCGCUAGAAAUUCUCGUCUUGGAGGGAAAACCCGGAGGACGUAAAUUCAAAGCCACGGCGAUGGACGAUGAGAAGCUGGACUGGGCGAGCCUGGAGAGGGAGUUGCAGGCAGCCGUGGCUGCCGAUGCCAAAUAUGAGCGUGAGAACGACGCCAAGCUGCGAGCCAUCACGCAGAGAGUGGGCUCUUACGAGGAGUUCAGGGACAUUGUGUUGGCAUCGCACCUGAGGCCCUUGGAGACGUGCGACAAAGUGGGACUGGGCGUGGACUUUCACGCGCAGCGCUGGAACGCAUUCGCGACCACCAAGGAGGAGGGGAGUGAAGAGUCGCAACAUGAAACGCCACAGCCGUCGAAGGAGCUGCCGUGUACGGCGCUCGAGUUCAACCGCGACUGGCGCCGCCGCUCGUCCCCGGACCGCUAUGUGCUGCUGCUGCGCGUGGGCGCGCGGCGUGCGCGUGACCUCUUCCGCGCCGAGGUUGGCUUUGGGCUGCUAGGCGAGGCGGCCGUCGCGCUGGCCGAGUGCUUCCGCGACGAGGACGCGCCCGCCGUGGCCGAGCUGCUCGGAGCCCUCGCCGAGACCCCGCGGUUCGAACUCAACGUGCGCCUCCUCGGCGGCGCAGAGUUGGAGGCAGUCCGGAGCCUCUGCCGGCGCUUGGGGUCGGCGUGCGAGCGCCGGCGGCGGGCCACGGAGCGAUCGGCGGCCGGCGAGGAAACGGCGCCCGGGAGCGGCCCGAGAAACGACGACGGCGCUGGCCGACGGGAGGCGGAGAGCAGAGGCGUUGAGAAAGAGUUGGCGCCGGUAGAAGGGUGGCAGGCAGUGGGCGGGGGAGCCCGGGAGCUCACCGCAAAGUCGCUGGACCCUGAAGACUGCUUCACCUUCGAGACCGUUGAGGCUCUGAGAAAAGCCUUUGGAAUUGAGUGAGCAUGCCAAGGAUACAAUGGGGGCUUUUAAAGUUGGGAAUUAAGGCACCCAAUGGAGACGUUUGUUCUCCACCUACAGCUGGUCAUCCACAUUUCAACACGAGCCAUUAAAUAACUGUAGUUUAAAAAGAGGCAUCUGCUGUCUCAUGAAUCAGGUUUUUUUCCGUUUUAUUUAAUAGUUGAUAACCAGUCCCCCUGUAACGUUUUGAUAUACCACUUUAAAAUUAACUACAAGCAUAUAAAUACAGCAUUCAUUGGUCUGUAAUGACAGCAAAAUAUAUUAACUGAAUUCUCUCUUUGUAGUUAAUGUGCCUUACAAACCAGCCCUGUAGCACCGUGUCUUCAACAAUUCUGUGUUGUGGUCAAGUAUAAUUGGGUUUUAUGUUUUAUUAAUAAAGCCAUUUUUUUCUCGA